Molecule: messenger RNA, 1158 nt
Organism: Nestor notabilis (Kea)
Lineage: Eukaryota; Metazoa; Chordata; Aves; Psittaciformes; Psittacidae
Product: keratin, type II cytoskeletal cochleal-like
Exons: 7
Biological process (GO): intermediate filament organization; keratinization
Cellular component (GO): keratin filament
Molecular function (GO): structural constituent of skin epidermis
Source: RefSeq, a predicted model, not a curated record
AUGGCUGCUGGAAAGUGUCUUUCCCUGAGAUGUGGAUAUGGCUUUGGUGCAGCUGGCAUCGGGUUUGGCUACAGAGGUGUUGGCUUUGGCUAUGGGGUUGGUGGAGUCUCCAGAUUGUGCACCGUCAUACCCAUCACCAUCAACAAGCAACUGCUCCAACCACUCAGACUGGAACUGGAUCCCAACAUGCAAACAGUGAAGUAUCAAGAGAAGGAGCAGAUCAAGACCCUCAACAACCAAUUUGCUUCUUUCAUUGACAAGGUUCGAUUCCUGGAACAGCAGAAUAAGGCACUGGAGACCAAGUGGAGCUUUCUGCAGGGUCAAAAUCACAGCAAGACCACCAUCAUGCCCAUGUUAGAGGCUUAUAUUGGGAACUUGAAGAAGCAGCUGGAAGCACUGGGCUGCAACAGAGCCCAGUUAGAAACAGACCUGAAAGCAGCCCAGCAGGUUUUGGAUACCAACAAGAAAAUGUACAAGGACGAAUGCAGCCAGCGGCCCUGCACCGAGAGCAAGUUUAUUGCCUUGAAGAAGGAUGUGGACUGUGUUUUCUUAAACAAAGCAGAGCUGGAAGCCAAGGUGGGAACCCUGAAAGAAGAGGCUGAAUUCCUGAGAAAGAUCUACAAAGAGGAAACCCACCGGCUGCAGGCCCAGAUCUCUGAUGCUUCAGUGGUCAUCAAGAUGGACAAGAGCCAAGAUCUGGACCUGGGUGGCAUCACUGCAGACGUCAGGGCUCGGUACGAGGACAUUGCCCGCAAGAGCCGAGCAGAAGCACAGGCCUGGUAUGAAAGCAAGUUUGAGGAGCUACAAGUUACUGCAGGCAGAAAUGCUGACAGCCUCAGAGAGACAAAAACCAAGGCAGCUGAGCUGACACGGCAGGUCCAGAGGCUGAAUGGAGAAGUCGAAAGUGCCAAGAAUCAGCGCACCAAGCUGGAAGCUGCCAUGGUCAACGCUGAGCAAUGUGGAGAAACAGCCAUCAAGGAUGCAAAGCAGAAACUGUCUGAGCUGGAGGACACUCUGCAGCAGACCAAGGCUGACCUGAGCCAGCAGCUCCGCAAGUACCAGGAGCUCAUGAACGUCAGGCUGGCUCUGGACGUCGAGAUUGUCACCUAUAGGAAGCUGCUGGAGGGAGAGGAGAGCAGGUGAGUGACAGGAUCAUAG